AUGGAAUCACAUGAGAAGAACGUGUUCACAGUGGGGCAAGACCUCAGCCCCACGACCACUGACAUCGUUGAAAUGAAACCAGCAGCAAACGGCGUGGAAGCUGGCCAAACGAAAAAGCUUAAAGACCUGGACGAUCUCCUACCAUACGUUGGAGACUUCGGCUGGUACCAGCGCAUACUGUUCCUGUUGAUGAUCCCUUAUUCCUUCUUCUUUGCUUUCGUAUACUUCGGUCAGAUCUUCAUGACACUGGUGCCUGAAGAACAUUGGUGCUACGUACCGGAGCUGGCGAAUUUGAGCGUGGAAGAAAGACGUCAUCUUUCAAUUCCAUUCGUCGACGGAAAAUAUGACAGAUGCUCUGUAUACGACGUAAAUUGGACAUCGGUACUACAGAAUGGAACCUUGACACCAAACCCAGAAUGGACCGUGAAGAAGUGCGAACACAAAUGGGAAUUUAACUAUUCUGAUGUUCCUUAUGAAACCAUUGCAUCGCAGCAAGGAUGGGUGUGCGACAAAGAUGACUAUCCAGCAACUGCUCAAGCAAUUUUCUUCUGUGGAGGUAUAGCAGGAGGUUUCAUUUUCGGAUGGGUGGCUGACAAAUAUGGAAGACUGCCGGCUUUGAUUGGUGCGAAUUUGGCUGGCUUCGUUGGCGGAUUGGGAUCAGUAUUUACCAAUGCUUUCUGGUCAUUCUGCAUUUGUCGAUUCAUUGUUGGACUGGCUUACGACAACUGCUUCAUCAUCAUGUAUAUUGUUGUGCUGGAAUACGUGGGGCUAAAAUGGAGGACAUUUGUAGCCAAUAUGUCGAUAGCUGUAUACUUCACAUUCGCCGCCUGCAUUCUGCCCUGGAUUGCUCUGGCUGUGAACGACUGGAAAAUCUAUACUCUCAUCAUCAGCGUUCCUUUAGCAUUAGCUGUGCUAACUCCUUGUGUGGUACCUGAAAGUGCUCGAUGGCUCAUAGCCCAAGGACGAAUCGAUGAAGCUAUCAAAAUUAUGCAAAAAUGCGAGCGAAUCAACAAGAAGAAGAUACCUACUGAAGUUAUCGAAGAGUUUAGGGUGACAGCAACAGAAAUAGCGAAGCAAGAACAAGAAUUGAAGAACUACAGCGUUCUGGAUCUCCUCAAGACACCUCGUCUUCGUCGCCACAGCAUACUCCUGGUCAUCAUCUGGAUGUCCAUAGCCAUGGUCUUUGAUGGCCAUGUCAGGAACGUUGGGUCCUUGGGCCUGGACAUCUUCAAGACCUUCACUGUCGCCACGUUCACAGAAUUUCCAGCUGAUGUCUUGCUGAUUCUGAUUUUGGACAUAAUUGGACGUCGUUGGCUGGCUUUCAGUACGAUGGUGAUCAGUGGAAUAUUCAGCCUUCUAGCCUGCACUGCACCUAUUGGUAUAGCCUCAGCCUCCCUAGCCAUCGUGGGCCGUUUCGCAGUGAACAUCUCAUUCAACAUCGGAAUGCAGUAUGCAGCAGAAUUACUUCCCACAGUGGUCCGAGCUCAAGGCAUCGCUCUCAUUCAUAUUAGCGGAUAUGUCGCUACUAUACUCACACCGUACAUCGUUUAUAUGGCGACCAUAGCAAGAGAGAUUCCCUUGCUAAUUUUGGGUGCUUUAGGCAUAUUUGGAGGUUUCCUAUGCCUGUUCCUACCCGAAUCCAUGGGCAAGGAAAUGCCUCAAACAAUCCAGGAUGGUGAAGAAUAUGGCCUCGACCAGAAGUUCUGGGACUUCCCGUGUUGCAACAGGAAGAAGGACAAGGAAGUCAAGAAUGAAACACGAUUUUGA
Molecule: messenger RNA, 1767 nt
Organism: Spodoptera littoralis (African cotton leafworm)
Lineage: Eukaryota; Metazoa; Arthropoda; Insecta; Lepidoptera; Noctuidae
Source: the annotation of a GenBank genome assembly